CCCAAUCCCAGUGAGGAGGCCGUGCCAGUGACUACAAUGGCAGCGGAGUCGGUCUUGGAAGUGGUGGAGAGGCUGCAGUCGAGACUGGCCAGGAAUCCCGAACCAAAGAUGCUACUAAAACAUCUGAAGAGACUCUCAGACUUACCUAUCACUGUGGACAUUUUGGCAGAAACAGGUGUUGGGAAAACAGUGAAUGACUUGCGGAAAUAUGAGCAAGUAGGAAGCUUUGCCAAAGACCUAAUGGCUCGAUGGAAGAAGUUAGUCCCUGUUGCCCAGGAGAUUGAAAGGAAUAAUGAGCCUGAGGAGCAAGACCUCGAGAGAAGUUGCUCUAGAAAACGUCCCCGAGAUGUUUUUCCCAAGGAGGAGGAAAAGGAGAAGGAAUAUCAGGAAAGCUGGAAGGCCUCUUGUAGCCAGCCACACAGUCCUGACUACCAGGAGAAAAAGCGUCGAAAGCUUUCAGAGUUUGAUAGAAUGCCUAAGACCUCACACAGUGGUGAGACAAGAGAAGAAAGAAAGGGAUGGAACAAAACCUCCCCAUUGUACACAUCUGAUCAGGAGCUAUCUGACAGUAGUCGUGUUCACUCACCUCAGCCUUCCACAAGCCCUCAGCAGUUAUCCAUGGACUAUGAUCAACUCCCUGAAGAGGAGGAGGAACAGCCAGUACCACAUCAGAAGGCUGGCAAAAGCCAUAGUCAUGCCUUUCAGGACCGAGGCUUAAAUAGCCAAGAGAGAUGCUUGGGUGAACCCCAGACUAGAGGCCCUGUGAGUUGGAGCAAGGAGCACAAGACUUCACAGAAGGAAAAGCAUCGCUUGGAUACAAGAGAGGAAAAGACCUUUAGUUUGGGUCAAGACAAAGUGUCUAAGGCUGUUUCUCAAGAAGAGGGCCCAAGGUCUUCCUCAGGAACCAGUACCAAGGAGAAGCAGACAUUUUCUAGUACUGCCAAGAAAGAGAGGGACAAAGAAAGCGGUGAUAGCAAGAAGUUUUUACCUCCCUUGGAGGUGGCUUCUGCCAACCAUAUGAAAAAAACAAAGCAUGAGGAUGCACAGAAAUCGAAAUUGGAAAAGACCAAGCUUAGUGAGGACAGCUUUGAUGUGGGGAAAUGGAAAGGAGAAUUUUCUCCCAAGCCAAAAGAGAAAGGGGGAUCUGACAGCUUAAAGACAUGGGAAGGAAAAUCCAAAGCCUCUAACUCGGACAGAAAACCACCAAGUCACUUUCCAGGGGCUGAAGAGAUAGAUGUGGAUGAUGACUAUGAACAGCCCACCAUGUCUUUUGAAUCAUACCUCAACUACGACCAGCCCCAAAGGAAAAAAAAGAAGGUUGUUAAAACUACAACUGGGGUUCGUGCAGAGAAAAGUCACAGUAAGCAGAACGGUUCCAAAGCUGAUCAUAAAAACUCUAAUAAUGCCAUUCAGAAACUCCCCAAGAUGAAUGAGAGCAAGGCAGAAAAGCAACAUUCUGGAACCAGCCCUGCCAAACUAAAAAAAGUGUCCACUGAUGUGACCCCAACAUUACCAGAUAUCCACUUGCCUACUAUUCAGGCCAAUUUUCAGCCACUUCCUUCUCCUGAAUUGAUUCCCUCCUUUCAGCCAAAGAGGAAAGCAGUCUCCUCACCCCAUGAAGAAGAGGAAGCUGGAUUUCCUGUACGUAGGAUGAAUUCAAAGAUGCAAGUCUAUUCCGGUUCCAAGUGUGCCUACUUACGGAAGAUGAUAUCCUUGAAAGAGCAGUGCAUCAGAGUCCUCAGUAAUAACAUAGACUCAAUUUAUGAAGUUGGGAGUGUUCCCUAUUCUGUACUUGAACCAGUUUUGGAAAGAUGUACUCCUGAGCAACUCUAUAGAAUUGAGGAGUGCAACCACGUGUUAACUGAAGAGACUGAUCAGCUGUGGAAAAUUCACUGCCAUCGAGACUUUAAGAGAGAGACACCAGAGGAAUUUGAGUCUUGGAGGGAGAUGUAUCUACGACUCCUAGAUGCUCGGGAGCAGCGACUGCUCCUGUUGACUAAGAACAUCCGAGCAGCUCACGCCAACAGACUCAAAAGCCGACAAGUAAAGAUGGCCUUUGUCAACUCUGUGGCCAAGCCGCCUCGUGAUGUCAGGAGAUGGCAGGAGCAAUUUGGGACUGGAGGAGCGGCUGUUCCCGAAAAGAUCUACAUCAAGCCCACUUCCUGCACCUCCAGCAGUGGCUACAACUGCAGCAAUGGAAGCAGCAGCUCCAGCAACGGAAGCAGCAGCUCCAGCAACAGCAGCGAGGAAGGGCAGCCCUACGAUGGCCCGAACACCAGCAGCGCCCACUCAGCCCCAGCAGUCAGCAGCACGGUGUCUUGCAACCCCAGGAAACGGCCAGUUAAAAAACCUGCCCCAAUCAUGGCCAAGGCGAUAAGGGCAUUCAAGAACAGAUACUCCCGGAGAUAA
Molecule: messenger RNA, 2409 nt
Organism: Antechinus flavipes (yellow-footed antechinus)
Lineage: Eukaryota; Metazoa; Chordata; Mammalia; Dasyuromorphia; Dasyuridae
Product: elongin-A-like
Exons: 1
Coding region: 37-2409 (790 amino acids)
Biological process (GO): transcription elongation by RNA polymerase II
Cellular component (GO): nucleus; elongin complex
Molecular function (GO): protein binding
Source: RefSeq, a predicted model, not a curated record